This is a messenger RNA of Sorex fumeus (smoky shrew), 774 nucleotides long. It is a transcript of the gene CEP20, whose product is annotated as centrosomal protein 20. NCBI's taxonomy places the organism in Eukaryota, Metazoa, Chordata, Mammalia, Eulipotyphla, Soricidae. Gene Ontology annotation, molecular function: protein binding. Bases 38 to 532 code for a protein of 164 amino acids. Gene Ontology annotation, cellular component: motile cilium; centrosome; ciliary basal body. The record is from RefSeq and is a predicted model, not a curated record. Gene Ontology annotation, biological process: cilium assembly; microtubule anchoring. The transcript is spliced from 5 exons.
GCGCACGGGCGAGGCGCGCCCCGGCGGCCGUUGGGACAUGGCGACGGUGGCCGAGCUGAAGGCCGUUUUAAGGGACACCUUGGAGAAGAGGGGAGCCCUGGGGCACUUGAAGGCCAGGAUCCGGGCUGAGGUCUUCAGGGCCCUCGAUGACGAGCAGGAGCCCCGGCCCGCGCUCUCGCACGAGAACCUUCUCAUCAACGAGCUGAUCCUCGAGUAUCUGGAGUUCAACAAGUACAAGUACACGGCGUCUGUGCUCAUGGCAGAAUCUGGUCAGCCGGUCAUCCCACUGGACAGACAGUUUCUCAUCCGUGAACUCAACGCAUUUGAAGAGUCGAAAGAUAAUACAAUACCGCUCCUAUACGGCAUUCUAGCCCAUCUCUCGCAGAGGACCCGGGAGGGAUUCCAGAGCGCCCUCGCCAGACCUGCCCUGCAGCCCGGCGGAAGGAAGCUGACGGGUGGCCGCCUCGGAGCAGAGGGUGUGAGGAACGCCGGUACCGAGGGCCCCCAGGUCUCUCAGGCAGCGAGGAGAUGAUGCUUCAUCCUCUGGAUCGUAGGUUCUCAGUGACUUCUUUUUCGUUCUCCCCGUGUCACCCAAACGCACCGGGGAUGUUUCUGCUCUGUAGAGAUGGGAGUUUCCGGAACCACUCAGGAUCGCUGUGUCUGUGAAUAAAAGCGAACUCUGCUGUCUGACGCACUAGGUUUGACACGAGAAGAAAACCUGGUUUGUAAGAGUACUUUGAAACAUGCGAGAAAUAAACGGCUGCUGUGUCUCUC